This is a messenger RNA of Cydia amplana, 3640 nucleotides long. It is a transcript of the gene Tbc1d8-9, whose product is annotated as TBC1 domain family member 9. The transcript has 19 exons. Bases 177 to 3557 code for a protein of 1126 amino acids. The record is from RefSeq and is a predicted model, not a curated record. NCBI's taxonomy places the organism in Eukaryota, Metazoa, Arthropoda, Insecta, Lepidoptera, Tortricidae.
AAAACGAUUGUCAAGUUCUGUCUUGGUUCUGUCAAGUUGCCGUUGUUUUGUAUUGUGCCAUUUUGUACCAUAAUAUCUUUAAUUUUGUCCACAGAAAACUCUUAAUUGUUUUAAAAUGCUAAUAUUGUUUGAUGGCCGGUGAAGAUUCAUUGUCAAGGUUAUCGUAAAUUGUUAUCAUGUGGGUUAAGCCGCAGGAAGUGUUUAUAAAAACUGCGUUGUGGGAUAGUGAUGAAACGACGCUAUAUUUCGUACUUCAGAGACGGAAAGGACAUGGCAAGUCGGCGGGGCUGUCUUCGUUGCUCGUUAGUACUUUCGAUAGUGUCCGAGACACAAAGCCUGCUCCAUACAGGAUACUCCACCAAACUCCGAAUUCGGAAAUAUAUUACGUUAUAUCAUCAGCCCUAACGGAACAAGAUAUUCGUCAAGAUUGGCAGUGGCUGCUAGACAAUGUUUGCCCCACACUACAUUCCUUUGAUACUGAGGAGGAGAUCACCGAGUUUGUUUGUUGUAAAAUUAACUCGAUCAUUGCUACGGAACAAGAAAACUUUACAGAAGAUGAGGAUACAAUAACAUACAAAAAUGUUGUGUAUGAGUUCCACCAAAGGUUUGGAAUGCCGAAAGAUGAAAAAUUGGUGUGUUAUUACUCCUGUAGUUACUGGAAAAGCAAAAUGCCGAGACAAGGCUGGAUGUACCUGUCCGUCCACUACAUGUGCUUCUACUCCAACAUAUUCGGACACAAGACCACGAUCAAGAUCCGAUGGGCCGAUGUGACGGAGCUAGCCAAGACCAACAGUUUACUGUUUCCAGACUCUAUCAAAGUGGUGACGAGAGACGCGGAGCAUUACUUUACUCUGUUUUUGAAAAAAAAUGAGACGUAUGCGCUUAUGCAGCAGUUAGCUAACAUUGCAAUGAAACAGUUGAUCGACGACAAAUCGGGCAGCUUCAAUAUAGACAAGGACCUUCUAACGAAACUCAGCAAAAACGUACCGAAGAAACCCUCUUUCUUAAAACGAGACCUGGACGCGAGAAAGCAGUCUAAUCUCUACACGCUAAGGUUCAGAUUGCCGCAGACGGAAAAGUUGGACGGGUCCGAAGAGUGUUCCCUGUGGACGCCUUAUAAUAAAAGGCAUAAUUGGGGGCGGCUGUACUUAUCGCAGAAUUUCAUUUGUUUUGAUAGUCGGGUGCGUAACCUGGUCCGUCUCACCAUCCCCUUGCGGACCGUGCACCAAGUGGAGCGCGCGGACUCGGGCGGCACGGGCAGCGCGGACUCGGGCAGCAUCCUCAUCACAACCGCGCACCACACCAGCUUCCUCUUCGGCAACAUCUCCGACCGCGAGUUCCUGGUGCACAAGAUCUCGGAGCUGCUCGCGAAGCUGCCCAAUGAUGUGUACAGGGAGAAGCCACAUAAGAAGACCGAGGAACCGUCGUGGGUGCCGCAGCCGCCGCUGAUGACGCUGUUCCUGACACAGCAGACUUCGCCCAUCAAGCAGAUACAGCAGAAAAAGGAGAAACAAUGGGAAGACCACAUGACCGACGUCGGCCGCGGUAUAAGCAUGUACCAAACCACCGCCGGCAGCGAGCUGGUCAUCAACGGCAUACCAGAGUCCCUCCGAGGCGAACUAUGGAGCGUCUUCUCUGGAUCCAUACUACAGAAGACACAGAACAAAGGACUGUAUGAACGGCUCGUGAAUGAAGCGUUGUCUUCGAAAAACCAGGCGAAUGAUGAAAUUGAAAGGGAUUUGCAUCGGUCGCUGCCCGAGCAUCCGGCUUUUCAGAAUAAUGUUGGCAUUUCCGCACUCCGUCGCGUCCUCUGCGCAUACGCACUCAAGAACCCGACCAUCGGCUACUGCCAAGCCAUGAACAUCGUGGCUUCAGUGCUUCUCAUAUACUGCCCUGAAGAGCAAGCGUUCUGGCUACUGGCCACUAUCUGUGAGACGCUACUGCCGGAUUACUAUAACACGAGGGUCGUUGGCGCUUUGGUCGACCAAGGGGUCCUAGAAGAGCUAACGGAAGCCCACCUGCCCGAGCUCCACGCGAAAUUAGACGAGCUCGGCAUGAUGAACAUGAUCUCCCUGUCCUGGUUCCUCACGCUGUUCAUCAGCGUCAUGCCGUACGAGUGCGCCGUCAACGUCAUGGAUUGUUUCUUCUACGACGGAGCUAAGGUCAUCUUCCAGGUGACGCUAAAGAUUCUGGACAUCAACCGGGACAAACUGCUCAAAUGUACAGAAGACGGGCAGGCUGUGCAGGUGUUUAACGACUACCUGAAGGGCAUCUACAAUGAUGAAGCCAUGGCGUUAUCUACUGAACCGAGGACCGCUGAGAAGAGUGUGAAAAUCCAAGAGAUCAUCUACCAGUCCUACCGCUCAUACGGGCAGAGCGUGACACCAGAAUGCAUAGAACAUCUCCGUCUGAAACACAGACUCCGAGUGGUGCGGCAGUUAGAAGACAGCCUCGAGAGGAACACGCUGCGGGCGCUGCAGAUGGACCGGCUUCUGGAGCCCCAGGAACUGCUGGAACUGUUAAGUAUAAUCCGUGAAGAGCUGCUGUGGGCUAAACGCGUGCCGUGCGAGCGACUAGAAGCCCCAUACGAAGCGUAUAGACUGGACUAUACCCAGUUCAAGAACCUGUACACUGCUCUGUCGCCGUGGGGGAAGGGGGAGUGCGCCGAGGCCAUCACUGCUAGGAUGUUUAAGCUAAUGGACAACGACAGCGACGGGUUCGUGUCUGCCCGCGGGCUGUCGCUCGCGCUCGGCGUGAGCGCGCGCGCGGAGGCGGCGCGGCGGCUGCGCGUGCUGUACUGCGCGCACGCGCCGCCGCUGCUGUCGCACGAGGAACUGCGCGACGCAAGGGCCGCGCAAGCUGGUGCCGAACUCGCCACUGACGCUAUCUCCUUCUUCGACAGUGUAGAGAACCCGUCCGGAUCUGAACCCGUGCCUCAAGAGCUGCAGCGGUCUAUAAGCGACUCGGGUGACGCUGGCUACAUGGACAAAUCCAGCGACAGCUCCAACAGCCAAUCAGCGUCCAGCGUGGACCCCAUAGCGGAGUCCAUCCGCGCCUGCGCCUGGUCGGGCGUGGGGUCCGGGUCCGGCGCCUCCACGCCCGGCACCAGCGCCCCGGCCGCCGCGCCGCCGCUGCCCCGCGCCCAUUUCCUGCAGCUCCUCGCCGCCAUACACUCGCUCACGCUGCAUAAAGACCAGCUGUAUGAGGCGGCGGCACAAGCCGGCACGCUCCUGUUGAAGAUGGGUGAAUGGAACCACCGGCGACGGAGCCUGGACCGCGAGAUAUCACAGGACAGCUUGUACUUAGCAGCCGCCGAAAAGCAGUCCACAAUGCGACAGAUGGAUCCCAACGGCAACACAACCGACCAAGACACUGCGCCAUCCCCGUCAAAGGAAACCGAACCUUCGGUGGACGACGAAUGGUCCAUUUCCCUCGAGCAGUUCCUCGCCACAAUGCUCUCACAGGAACCUCUAGAGGCAUUCUUCAACGAGAAAGUAUCCAUACUACCUGAUUUAGAAGCCUUGAAACAAAGAGACAGGCUUCAGUCGAUGUCUUGAAGGUAUUUUUGUAAAUUAUAAAUGCGUUUUUCUAAUUAUAAAAGAGAUUUAAUGAGGCCUUUUGCGCAAUAUAUGCAUUGUAA